Ophidiomyces ophidiicola is the source of this 417-nucleotide messenger RNA. RefSeq lists its product as uncharacterized. NCBI's taxonomy places the organism in Eukaryota, Fungi, Ascomycota, Eurotiomycetes, Onygenales, Onygenaceae. Gene Ontology annotation, cellular component: intracellular membrane-bounded organelle; endoplasmic reticulum membrane. The record is from RefSeq and is a predicted model, not a curated record. Bases 1 to 417 code for a protein of 138 amino acids. The transcript has 3 exons. Gene Ontology annotation, molecular function: heme binding. Gene Ontology annotation, biological process: sterol biosynthetic process.
AUGGCUGCUAGCAAGGAAUUCACCCUCAAGGAGGUUGCUGCGCACGACUCCAAGAAGGAUCUGUACCUGAUCGUCAACGAGAAAGUUUACGAUAUUUCGACGUUUGUCGAUGAGCACCCAGGCGGCGAAGAAGUUCUGCUGGACGUCGCCGGCCAGGACUCAACAGAGGCCUUCGAGGACGUCGGCCACAGCGAUGAGGCCCGUGAGAUACUUGAAAAUCUCCUUGUCGGAACCGUCAAGAGACUGCCCGGAGACCCUGCCCCUAUGAGAACCGCAACCACUACCACAACCAGCGCAGUUUCGUCGGAUACGUCUACGGGCCUCGGCAUCGGUCUCUAUGCCAUGAUUGUCCUUCUCGGUGCUAUUGGGUACGGCUUAUACCAGUAUUUGAACAUUGCGACUCCCGUCAAGCCAUAG